GCCCCAGGCUGGGGGGAGGCAGGCUCAGCCCUCUGCUUUCAGCCCAGCCCUACCUCCUGCCAGCAUCUCUGGUCUCUCCUGCUUGCUGAGGACUCACCGGCUGCCUGGCCAUGAGUACCACAUUUCUGCAGACUUCUUCUUCUACCCUUGGGGGUAGCUCUACCCGGGUGGGCUCCCUCCUGGCUGGGGGAGGCAGCUUUGGUGGGGGCAGUCUCUCUGGCGGUGGUGGAAGCCGCAGUAUCUUGGCUUCUUCUGCUAAGUUUGUCUCCUUGGGGUCAGGAGGGGGCUAUGGGGGCAGCAUGGGCUGCACCUUCAGUGGAAGGGCUAUUAGUGGUUCUGGUGCAGGCUUUGGAGGUGGCCUUGGAGGUGGCUUUGGUGGGGGGUUUGGUGACUUUGGUGGUGGCGAUGGUGGCCUCCUCUCUGGCAAUGAGAAGAUCACUAUGCAGAACCUCAAUGACCGCCUGGCCUCCUACCUGGACAAGGUGCGCGCCCUGGAGGAGGCCAACACUGACCUUGAGGUGAAGAUCCAUGACUGGUACCAGAGGCAGAGCCCAGGCAGCCCGGAGCAGGACUCUAGUCAUUACUACAAGGUCAUUGAGGAACUCCGGGACAAGAUCCUGCCGGCGAUCAUAGACAACUCCCGGAUCAUCCUGGAGAUUGACAAUGCCAGGCUGGCUGCGGACGACUUCAGACUCAAAUAUGAGAACGAGCUGGCCCUGCGCAUGAGUGUGGAGGCUGACACCAACGGCCUGCGCAGGGUGCUGGACGAGCUGACCCUGGCCAGAGCUGACCUGGAGAUGCAGACUGAGAGCCUGAAUGAGGAGCUGGCCUACCUGAGGAAGAACCACGAGGAGGAGCUGAAGGAGUACAGCAGCCAGCUGGCCGGCCAGGUCAACGUGGAGAUGGACGCAGCCCCGGGUGUGGACCUGACCCGAGCGCUGGCGGAGAUGAGGGAGCAGUAUGAGGCCAUGGCAGAGAAGAGCCGCCAGGAUGCCGAGGAAUGGUUCUUCAGCAAGACGGAGGAGCUGAACAAGGAGGUAGCCUCCAACACAGAGAUGAUCCAGACCAGCAAGACAGAGAUCACAGACCUGAGACGCACCGUGCAGGGCCUGGAGAUGGAGCUGCAGUCCCAGCUCAGCACGAAAGCUGGCCUGGAGAGCUCGCUGGCGGAGAUGGAGUGCAGCUAUGCCACACAGCUGCAGCAGAUCCAGGGGCUCAUUGGCGGCCUGGAGGCCCAGCUGGGCGAGCUGCGCUGUGACAUGGAGGCUCAGAACCAGGAGUACCAGAUCCUGCUGGACGUGAAGAUGCAGCUGGAGCAGGAGAUCGCCACCUACCGCAGCCUGCUGGAGGGCCAGGACACCAGGAUGGCUGGCAUUGGCACCAGAGAAGCCUCCCUGGGAGGUGGUAGUGGCAAAGUCCGCAUCAACGUUGAGGAGUCAGUGGAUGGGAAGGUGAUUUCUUCCCACAAAAGAGAAAUCUAAGUGCCCAGCGCAGGAAAGACAUCCCUUGUCACCCUCACUCUCCCCAGGCUGAGCAGAGGACUGGCCAGAGGGGCCAGAAGAGCAGCUCUGGUCCCUGCCUUCAGAAGGUCCAGCUCCAGGGGGUCCCUUGUGCUUAGCUGGGUGCUUCACGUCCUCUCCCGUCCUCUGCUCCAGCUUACCCUGCGUCCUUUAGUGUGGGCAGUCCAAGAAGCUGUUCUAUUGUGUAACAGGUUUAUUUGUAAUGGCUGUCCAUGCAAUAAAGAACUGCUUUUCCUU
This is a messenger RNA of Manis javanica (Malayan pangolin), 1757 nucleotides long. It is a transcript of the gene KRT15, whose product is annotated as keratin 15. Gene Ontology annotation, cellular component: cytoskeleton. The record is from RefSeq and is a predicted model, not a curated record. Gene Ontology annotation, biological process: intermediate filament organization; epithelial cell differentiation. Gene Ontology annotation, molecular function: structural molecule activity. NCBI's taxonomy places the organism in Eukaryota, Metazoa, Chordata, Mammalia, Pholidota, Manidae.